Musa acuminata AAA Group (dessert banana) is the source of this 1311-nucleotide messenger RNA. RefSeq names its product probable polygalacturonase. Gene Ontology annotation, molecular function: polygalacturonase activity. The coding region runs from base 139 to 1311 and encodes 390 amino acids. NCBI's taxonomy places the organism in Eukaryota, Viridiplantae, Streptophyta, Magnoliopsida, Zingiberales, Musaceae. The transcript is spliced from 5 exons. The record is from RefSeq and is a predicted model, not a curated record. Gene Ontology annotation, biological process: carbohydrate metabolic process.
ACGGGGGCAGGAGGAUGCCGGGCCCACGUGGCCAGCCUAACGGACUUCGGCGGGGUGGGCGACGGGGUGACCUCCAACACGGCGGCCUUUGCGGCGGCCGUGGCCAACCUCAGUAAGGUGGCGUACGACGGCGGCGCGAUGCUGGUGGUGCCGGCCGGUCGGUGGCUCACCGGGCCCUUCAACCUCGCCGACCACUUCACCCUCUUCCUCGACCACGACGCCGUCAUCCUCGCCACUCAGGAUAUCAACGAGUGGCCGAUCAUUGACCCUUUGCCCUCCUACGGUAGAGGAAGAGAUGCGGUUGGGGGUAGAUACAGUAAUCUCAUCAUGGGAUAUAACCUAACCGAUGUGGUCAUAACAGGGAAUAAUGGAACUAUCGAUGGACAAGGUGAAACCUGGUGGAAAAUGUUCCGUAACAAAGAACUCAAUUACACUCGUGGAUACCUCAUUGAAUUGAUGUACUGCAAACAAGUGCUGAUUUCCAACAUUACAUUGGUUAACUCUCCAUCGUGGAAUGUCCAUCCAGUGUACAGCAGCCACGUAAUCGUCUCAGGCAUCACAAUUCUUGCACCGGUCAACUCUCCCAACACUGAUGGGAUCGAUCCAGACUCAUCCUCCAAUGUCCGCAUUGAGGACUGCUACAUAGUCUCAGGCGAUGACUGCAUCGCCAUUAAAAGCGGUUGGGAUGAGUACGGGAUUGCAUUCAACAUGUCAAGCAAACACAUAGUGAUCAGACGGCUCACCUGCAUCUCCCCCACGAGCGCUGUCAUCGCCCUGGGAAGCGAGAUGUCGGGAGGAAUCCAAGAUGUCCGGGCCGAAGACAUCACGGCCAUCCACUCCGAAUCCGGCGUCAGGAUCAAGACGACCAUCGGAAGGGGAGCUUACGUGAAGGACAUAUUCGUGAGAAGAAUGAAUCUGCACACAAUGAAGUGGGUCUUCUGGAUGACGGGCACCUACGGGCAGCACCCGGACGACAAAUUUGAUCCGAAAGCCAUUCCGGUGGUGCAGAAUAUCAGUUACAGCAACGUGGUGGCCGAGAACGUGACCAUGGCCGCGAAGCUGGAGGGGAUUCCCGGCGCGCCCUUCACCGGAAUAUGCAUCUACAAUGUGACGGCGGAGGUGGUGAAGUCGAAGAAGCCGAUUUGGAACUGCACCGACGUGGAGGGCGUAUCGAGUCACGUGACGCCCACUCCCUGUGCGCAGAUUCCGGAAUAUCCAGAUCGUAUAACGCAUUGCCCCUUCCCUGAAGAUGAUCUACCUGUGAAUGGUGUUGGGCUAGAGGAGUGUGCUUAUCAGAGAGCCAAACCAUGA